GCAAGACUUAUUCUCUGGUAGUGCAAACGCAACAAACGUACAUCAGUUUCCCAGCUUCCCAGAAAUUUUACAACACUGCUUGAUCACCGGACCUGGCCGCUGUGGCAAAACAUCCAUAUUGCUGCACUACGCCUACCGUGUCGCUUCGAGGGGAAAGUCAGUGCUCUUCAUUUGUCAGCGAGCAAAAAUUGAACAAGUGCCACCACUCCUUCCACCAGGAGUUGAUGGCCAUGAUGGCGCAUUCUCGAGAAUAUACAUGAGGUACUUGUCUACUGCUGCAGAUCUGCAGAAAAUUGCAGCAAGCCUACACCUGUUAGAUGAGCUUCCAGAAGCCAUCAUAAUCGAUGAUCUGAGCAGCUUUGUUGAUGCAAGGGGCGCUGAACAUGCUGGCGAGAAGCGACACAGGGAUGCGGUGCUUGUGAAGACUCUAUCAUUCCUGCACGAAGCCACUGCCUAUGCAUCGGAGAAUCUUGCAUUUGCUUCUCGAUUUCCUGGCGGUGCAAAGCGCAGCUGUCAUCUACUUGUUGCAGACCCUGCAGCAGAUGCCCCCCAGAGCAUGCACCUGAUGCAGCGCUGGUUGCCUUUGGUCCUCAUGAUCCGAGGCACCGGCCCGGACUUCAUACUGUCAGUGCUGCCACAAGCACUCAAGGCCAACAGAUUACCGGCGGCUUGUGCUGUGCAGCUCUGCUACCAUCUGGCGCCAUACUCUGCCAUAACGCUCACAGACAUCAAGCCGCCGGUUUUGGAAGCUGAUGCAACAGCUGUGGCCAUGUAG
Coccomyxa subellipsoidea C-169 is the source of this 775-nucleotide messenger RNA. RefSeq lists its product as hypothetical. Gene Ontology annotation, biological process: double-strand break repair via homologous recombination. The record is from RefSeq and is a predicted model, not a curated record. The transcript is spliced from 6 exons. The coding region runs from base 257 to 775 and encodes 172 amino acids. Lineage: Eukaryota; Viridiplantae; Chlorophyta; Trebouxiophyceae; Coccomyxaceae. Gene Ontology annotation, molecular function: single-stranded DNA binding. Gene Ontology annotation, cellular component: Shu complex.